AUGCCCACCCACAGCAUGACAGCAGCUGCAGCGGCGGGCGCCUCCCUGCUCAUCAUCUACCUCGCGAUCCGCCGCCGGCGCCGCCUGAGCUCGAGCUUCCUGCCGACGCAAUCCUUUGGCGCGAAGCACGAAGGGCUGCUCCGCGACGCGCGGCUUGACAAACUGUUGGUCAUCACGGACUUUGACGCGACGCUCACGACGGGAGACUCAACGCAGUGCCACGACCUCGUCGGCUUCUCGGACCUUCUGGCGGCGCAAUUCCGCGAGGGCUUCGCGCCGCUGCUUGACUGGCAGACCAACCCGCUCACCGACGGCGCGCACGCGCUGAUGGUCAAGUAUGGCCAGCCGCCCCGCUCGCUCAUCCCGCGGAUGGUGCGCCAGUCGAGCAUGGUGCCCCGCCCCGGCGCGCUCAAGCUGCUGCACCGCCUCGCGCUGCUGAACGUGCCGGUGCUGAUCGUCUCCGCGGGGCUGUCGGACGUGAUUGAAGAGUUCCUCCGCCAGCACGACGCCCUCACGGAGAACAUCACCGUGUGCUCGAACCGGCUCAACUACGGUGCCGACCUCGCGCCUCAGUCAGUGGCGCCGGACCCGCCCAUCACCUCCUUCACCAAGGCCUCGGCCUACCGUGCCGCCGGCUCCUUCUUCAAGCACCACGCGGCGCGCCGCUCGCUGCUGGUGCUCGGCGACUCAAUCACAGACAUCGACGCCGCCACGGAGGUGCCGUACGACCACCUCAUCUCGGCGACGGCAAAGUACGCCGAGUCCUACGACGCCCUCGUGCUCGGCGACCACGGCUCGCCGGCGUAG
Molecule: messenger RNA, 807 nt
Organism: Emiliania huxleyi CCMP1516
Lineage: Eukaryota; Haptophyta; Isochrysidales; Noelaerhabdaceae
Gene: NTD3
Product: putative 5'-nucleotidase
Exons: 5
Coding region: 1-807 (268 amino acids)
Cellular component (GO): cytoplasm
Molecular function (GO): magnesium ion binding; 5'-nucleotidase activity
Source: RefSeq, a predicted model, not a curated record